AUGAUUGCCGUAUCAAGGCUUCUGACGGCUUUUCCGACAGAUUUCACGCCACAAACACUCACAGAACUCGUUUCUUCGAUUUCCGCCCCGAUAACUGAUGCCGAAGAGGCUCUAUUCCAACAGAAAGGCUCGAAAGAGGUAAUUGUUUCAUUUGGAAUUUAUAAGUAUAAUUGAUUUUCAGGUGCCUUUUGCGGGAAUGGACCGGAGCGGAAGAGCCGUUUGUCGAAAGCACACGCAGGUUUUUCGUUUUUGUUGCUUUAAAAUAAAAAUUCGGUUUUCUAGGGGAUUUGUCCUUUUGGCCAAACCUGUCCGCUACGACAUCUUAUCGGUGAGAAAGCUGUCGUUUGUAAACAUUGGCUUCGUGGCCUUUGUAAGAAGGUUUGUUGAGAUUUUCAACUUUUCAAGUAGUCUUCAGUUUGAAUAAAGUUUUGAAAACGUUUAUGCCGUUUUUUUUCCGUAUAAAGUUUUUCCAGGGAUUUUUUCAAGGAAGAGCUGUAAAAAACAUUUUCUGUACGUUUUCAAACAAAAAUGAUCAUAUUUGAAGAGUAUUUUUAAACCCAAUAACGGUUUUAACGCUUUUAAUACUACGCAAAGCUCCAGAGAAGAUUUUUGAUUACAAUGGAAAAGCUGAAUUAUCUCCAUUUCACGGUGGAAAAGCUCAAAAUUAUGCUUUUAGGGAGAUCAAUGCGAGUUCCUUCACGAAUACGAUUUGACCAAAAUGCCCGAAUGCUUCUUCUUCUCCAAAUAUAGUCAGUGAAAAAUCGAAUUUUGGUUGAAAAGAAAUCAAAAAGUUUGCAGUGGCGUGUAGCAACCGGGAAUGUCCGUUCAGGCAUAUCGAUCCAGAAUCCAAAAUGAAGGAUUGUCCUUGGUACGAUCGCGGGUUUUGCAGACAUGGUUUUUUUUUUCUAGAAUUUUUUUUUUGUGAAACACAAUUUUUCAGGCCCUUAUUGUAAGCAUCGACAUCGACGCCGUGUCAUGUGUCCCAAGUUUUUUUGGCCGGUUUCUGUCCUCAAGGUUUCUUUUUUUCAUUAUUUUUUUAAUUUUUUUGAAUUUUUUUAUUAAAAAAACUGUUCAUUUGUUAUGAAGAAAUAAAAAUAAUGUUUUAAAAAUUUUCUAGAUUUUCAGAAACAGUUCGGCAGUUUGAUGAAAUUUUGCUAAGAAGUACUUUAAGUUAUCUUGGUUUCAAACCAGAUGAAAAUAAAAACGUAUUCUCCUGCUUUUUAGUAGACGCCCAAAACUCCUUUUUUUCUAUUUUGGCGGUUUAUAACCCAAUUUAAGGGAAAAUGCCUGAAAUUAUGCUUGUUUAAGGUCCCUGAGGACAUCUCAGCUGUUUUUUGCAUUACCGUUGUAAGAAUUUUUCUCGAAAUAGGUAUUAAAAUUGAACUCAUAAAAAGAUUGCCAUUUUGUCAAAUUCAUUCCUCUUUAAGGUCCCGCCUGUUCCUAUGCCCAUCCCUCCUUUGCACUGCCUUCCGCCGAGAACUCGAUGCUCAACAACAAACGAGCCUUCAACCAGCAGAUCGUCUGCCACAAUUGCCAUGAGCGGGGCCACAAAGCCACCCACUGUCCUCAUCUUCCCGGCCAGCCUUCUAAUAAUGUUCAUUUACUGUCAUAUUUCGAAAGAAACUGUCUUUUUCCAGCCGGCUGACGGUCCUCCGAUGAAGGCGCCUGAAAUUUCCAUGUAUCCAGAGCAGAAGAACUUGGCCGAAGUUACUUGCUACAAGGUUGGGUGUCUUUUUUUAGUUUGAAAACGUGUGAAUUUCUUUUUUGUAUUGAGUAACGUUUUGAAAAUGCAGUAUAAGUCGUAGAAUAAGUAGGAAUUUCAGAGUAAUCCUUAUAGGGAUUGAUAAAGCGCUCUCUAAGGGGGGACCUUCCAAGGGCCCCUAAAUUUGCCUUUAUAGACACCAAUCUAGAGUUCCUAAGUAGAUUAGAGUAACGCUUGGAAGUCCAUGACUUUUUCUGCCGUUUUUCAAAUAAUUUCGGUUAUUUCGAAAUUAGAUUUUUAGAAGAUUUCAGAAAAUUUGAUCCAAAAAAUAUCGCGAUAUGUGAAUUUCACGCGCGAAUUUUAAAUUUCGUUUAAAAAAUGCCUAAAUGAUCUCAAAAUCAGGAAGGAGUUUCGCGCGUAAAAGUUACCGUAAAAAGUCACAUGUGAUAUAUCGUUAGCGGAAUCAUUUUAAAACUUUUCCCGAAAUGUCUAUUUUGCGAAAUUUUUCAAAUAACCGAAAUUACUCCGAACACGGCUUUACGUCGCACUAAUUUUUCCAUCAUUCCAGUUUUUUCUUUGAUAAGUUGCAAGCUCUUUUCUAGAAGUUUCAUUGAGUUUGCCUUCUCGGAAAUUGGUAGUGCGUAACGGACGUGCUCCGGACGUUUCUGAGCACUUCUAGGGAUCGCUAAAGAGUUCUGACUCUACUAAAGUGGUCACUAGGAAUGCCCCGACACGUCCGAUCCGCGUUACCAAUGUCCGAGUUCAAAAGAGCUUUGUUGUCUUGAAAUGAGAAAUAUUGAUUAGAUCUCACUUCUUCAUAUCCUUCUCUUCAAUUUACAGUGUGGUGAGAAAGGUCAUUAUGCGAAUCGAUGUCACAAAGGAGCCCUCGCUUUCCUUUCAAACACAGCCCAUUUGGCACAAGAACAACGAGAAAAAGACGAGAGGGAACAGGGCCGGUUCGUUCCUUUUUCCUUGAUUUUUUGAGUCCAAAUUCAACUUUUUCCAGAUUCACGGGUAUGCCUCGGUAG
This is a messenger RNA of Caenorhabditis auriculariae, 2730 nucleotides long. NCBI's taxonomy places the organism in Eukaryota, Metazoa, Nematoda, Chromadorea, Rhabditida, Rhabditidae. The record is from the annotation of a GenBank genome assembly.